CCUCAUAACGCUUCAUCAUUUCAUCCAGUUGUGCACACAUCAAAUUAGAUAUAUUAGCAUUGAAUGCUUUGUGAUGACUAAUUUUGAGAAAGAAGAGGCAGCAGCACUUUCAGAAACACAAACACAAGUAUCUCAUAAGAGACAUGCUAGUUUUGAGGGACAUGGUUGGCCAGUUACUAGUAAGAGAACAAGUCCCCUUAUGAACAUGAGUGGUCCAAUAUAUGCUACCAAUGGAACUGGAAACUUUUUGCACCAGGGUCUAGUUGUGACAGUAAACAAAGUUUGGAGUAACACAGAAAAAUCUUCCAGUUCAUCUGGCUUGGGCGAAAAUCAUUGGAACAACAACUAUGCUAGAAAGAAUGAACACUUGCUUAACUCCGGAGAACUUGGAAUGUGUGAUGAUCCUUAUUGUACUACUUGUCCUGCUAACUUCAAGGAUUCUCAUAGGAGAAAUUCAAAAGCUUCAACAGCUUUUGAUGCUAAGUUACAAGGUGCUCUCUAUGGGGAUGCCAAGUGUUACGCAAGAAGACUCUUCUCCUUCUGCUCUUCAUUCUCUCCUGGAAUUAUUAACCCUCACACUAAACUUGUACAACAAUGGAACAAGUUCCUGGCUAUUUCUUGUUUAUUUGCAAUCUUUUUGGAUCCGUUAUUUUUCUUCCUAAUCUAUGUGCAGAAGGAUUGCAAAUGUAUUGCUAUAGAUGGGAAAAUGGCAUCAACACUAGUUAUAUUUAGAAGUGUGAAUGAUUUUGUAUAUUUCUUAAACAUCCUUCUCCAGUUUAGGUUGGCUUAUGUUUCUCCAGAGUCUAGGGUGGUUGGUGCUGGAGAUUUAGUUGACCAUCCAAAGAAAAUUGCUCUACAUUACUUGCGGACCUAUUUUCUAAUUGACUUAUUUGUUGCACUUCCUCUUCCGCAGAUAAUGAUAGUGUUUGUGCUUCCAAGGAAUUUGGGGAUGUCAUCAGGAGCGAAUUAUGCUAAGAAUAUUCUUCGCGCGGCCAUUCUUGUGCAGUAUAUUCCCAGGUUAUUCAGGUUUCUUCCAUUGCUAAUCGGCCAAUCUCCAUCAGGAUUCAUAUUUGAGUCAGCAUGGACAAAUUUCAUCAUAAAUCUUCUCAUUUUUAUGCUGUCUAGCCAUGUUGUUGGCUCUUGCUGGUACCUCUUUGGUGUGCAGAGGGUUAAUCAAUGUUUGCGAGAUGCAUGUCAUAAUUCUGAUAUUGAUGAAUGCAUGAAAGUCAUUGAUUGUGGACAUGGUCGUACUUUAGACGAUCAAUCUGGCAAAACAUCUGCUGGUUGGAUCAACAAUGUUGAGGCCAUUGCUUGUUUAAAUCCCUCUUCUAAGGCUUCUAAUGGCUUUAGUUAUGGGAUCUAUGCCAAUGCUGUACCACUUACUACAGAAACUGACCUUGUCAACAAAUAUUUGUAUGCUUUGUUUUGGGGUUUCCAGCAAAUAAGUUCUCUCGGCAGUAGUCUAAUCCCAAGUUAUUUUGUGUGGGAAGUACUUUACACAAUGGCAAUCAUAGGAUUGGGACUCUUGCUUUUCGCGCUUCUCAUUGGAAAUAUACAGAACUUUCUUCAGUCUCUUGGUCGGAGAAAGCUUGAAAUGCAACUUAGAGGCCGUGAUGUUGAGCGAUGGAUGAGCCAUCGUCACUUGCCAGAAGAUCUAAAAAAGAGAGUGCGCCAGGCCGAACGAUAUAAUUGGGCUGCAACAAGGGGAGUGAAUGAAGAAAUACUUAUGGAAAAUUUGCCAGAAGAUCUUCAGAGAGACAUAAGGCGUCAUCUCUUCAAAUUUAUCAAGAAAGUCCGAAUUUUCGCCUUGAUGGAUGAGCCAAUCUUAGAUGCUAUUUGUGAGAGAAUAAGACAUAAGACAUACAUCAAAGGAAGUAGAAUUUUGAAUCAUGGUGGCAUUAUAGAGAAAAUGGUCUUUGUUGUUCGCGGGAAAUUGGAGAGCGUUGGAGUCGAUGGAAUCGUAGUUCCCUUAGCUGAAGGGGAUGCUUGUGGUGAAGAACUUUUGACAUGGUAUCUUGAACAUUCUUUGGUGAGAACAGAUGGUAAGAAAGUAAGACUUCCAGGACAGAGGUUGCUUAGCAACAGGACGGUGAAGUGCUUAACAAAUGUGGAGGUAUUUUCACUCCGAGCGGCAGAUCUUGAAGAAGUUACGAUCUAUUUCACAAGAUUCCUGAGGAGUCCACAUGUUCAAGGAGCUCUAAGGUAUGAAUCACCUUAUUGGAGAUCACUUGCAGCAACACGAAUUCAGGUUGCCUGGAGAUACAGGAAGAAACGUCUGAACCGUUCUGAUAGCCAAACAAUCUAAUUAAACAUCUAAGCCAUCAUAGGUUGCUUCAACUCUUGGAUUCACUAGCUUCUUUCCAACUACAAAUUUUUCUAAAAUAAUAACUAAUUGCUUCCACAUAACUUUUUGCUUUGCUUAUAAAUUAUAAUUUAACGCGUCCUUGGGCUUUGCUUUUUCCCACAAGAAAGGCAUCGUUAUUGAUGCACUAAUAAU
Arachis stenosperma is the source of this 2497-nucleotide messenger RNA. Its product is annotated as probable cyclic nucleotide-gated ion channel 20, chloroplastic. Gene Ontology annotation, cellular component: membrane. The coding region runs from base 74 to 2305 and encodes 743 amino acids. Gene Ontology annotation, biological process: monoatomic ion transport; transmembrane transport. The transcript has 13 exons. NCBI's taxonomy places the organism in Eukaryota, Viridiplantae, Streptophyta, Magnoliopsida, Fabales, Fabaceae. Gene Ontology annotation, molecular function: monoatomic ion channel activity. The record is from RefSeq and is a predicted model, not a curated record.